UUCAUCACUUUACCCUUCAGGCUAUUGCUACUCUUUAUAUGUAAGAAUAUUUAUUCCGCUCACUUCCUCUCCUUCUUUCCUUCAAUUCGUACCAAAGCCAUACCAAAUUCGUGAAUAUGCCGAAAUCAAUGAAGGAUAACAGAGCGGUAAAGAUGCUCAGGGCGGCGGAAGAGGGUGGAUAUGGAGUUGUUGGCGUUGUGUCUUAUAACCUCGAAACCAUAACCGCCGUCGUCCGCGCCGCGGAAAAGAAGCGUUCCCCAGCACAAAUCCUCCUCUUCCCCUGGGCCCUCCACUACUCACCCCUCCUCAUCCACCUUGCCGUCGCAGCCUGUAAGACAGUCACCGUUCCCAUAGUCCUACACAUGGACCACGCCCAAUCCGAAGAAGAAAUCAUUGCUGCGUCCGACUACGACUUCGAUUCCAUCAUGGUGGACAUGUCGCAUUACGAGAAGGAGGAGAAUCUCGAGAAGACGGAAAGGAUCACCAAGUUCUUGCAUGAGAAGGGGAUUGCUACGGAGGCGGAGCCCGGGAGGAUUAAUGGUGGUGAGGAUGGGGUUAAGGAUACGGGGGAUCUCGAGGGGCUGUUGACGACCGCGGAAGAGGCGAUGCUGUUUGUGGAUACCGGGAUUGACUUUCUGGCGCCGGCUUUUGGAAAUAUUCAUGGCAAUUAUUGGGGGAUUGAGAAUAUCAAGUUGGAAUAUGAUAGACUCGAGAAAAUCCGAGCAGCAACGAAAGGGCGAGCACAACUCGUACUUCAUGGAACAAACACCUUCCCAGAUGCAACAAUGCAAAAUUGUAUCAAAGGAGGAAUGACUCGAUGCAAUGUAAACGAUCUCGUCUUGCACACAUAUAGCAAAUACGUAGCAGAAAAUACUGGCAAGGUUCCGCUGACGGAACUUAUGGGCAAAGGGACGGAUCUGAUUCAGGAGUUGAUUGAAUACCAGAUGGACGUUAUGGGAUCGACGGGGAAGGGUGAUGUAUUGUAUUGAAAAUUACUUUGACUAGUUAGGGUUCUGGGAAAAUGUAUAAAGAAAUGAGAGGUUUUGAGGAAGUGUUCAUUUGGAAGAGGGGGUGGUUUUGGGAAGAAUUCACUUGAAAAUAAACCAAGUUUUCUUAACAAGCGUUAGGCACAAGCAGCGGUGAGCAUCGCUUAAUAAAUCCAUACCUCUGC
This is a messenger RNA of Hyaloscypha bicolor E, 1171 nucleotides long. RefSeq names its product fructose-bisphosphate aldolase-like protein. Gene Ontology annotation, biological process: carbohydrate metabolic process. The coding region runs from base 117 to 989 and encodes 290 amino acids. The record is from RefSeq and is a predicted model, not a curated record. Lineage: Eukaryota; Fungi; Ascomycota; Leotiomycetes; Helotiales; Hyaloscyphaceae. The transcript has 3 exons. Gene Ontology annotation, molecular function: aldehyde-lyase activity; zinc ion binding.